AUAAAAAAAAUUGAGAUCCGUCAGACAUGAUCUUUACCAAAUCAGACAUUGCCUACUGCGCGUUGCAUUAUGGGACACAAAGUGCAAAAAGGAUUAGCACAGGGAGGCUAGCUAAAGAACCUCAACGAAACGGUACUAACAUUUACGUUUUGUAAACCUUUUAAAAACAGCUUGAGCUAUCGACCGCUCCAAGUAUUAAUGAUAAUCUCAAAUUUAUCUGUGUUUGGCCAACGAAUGUUUCCCAAACACAAGGAAUUCCAAAGAACGGGGCUAAAUCGGCACCGAUAACAGACUGCUUGCAAGCUAGGCUGCUUUGUGCUGUCCACGCACAGCUGUGGUGUGUUUACAUCGGCCUCAUUUGACUCCACAACCCGAGGCCGAUCAAGUCGAACAACAGACCGAAUCAUACACUGUUCUAUCUACUGAAGGUAUAUUUCGUUGCAUGGUGAACGCCCUCCAGAGCAAGUACGUUAAGACAAAGAUGGGGGUCAAAACCUUUAUCCACAGUUCCCCCACGCACAGUCAAGAGAUGCUGGAAAAGCUAAACGCCCUGCGCAACGAGGGCCACCUCUGCGACGUCACCAUCCGGGUGCAGGACAAGUUGUUUCUGGCGCACAAGGUGGUGCUGGCCUGCUGCAGCGAGUUCUUCCGCUCCAAACUAGUGGGCAGGCCUGAGGAGGAGGACAAGUUUGUGUUGGACUUGCACCACGUCACGGUGAGCGGCUUCACCCCUCUUUUGGAGUACGCCUACACUUCCACCCUCUCCAUCAGCACGGAGAACAUCAUCGACGUUUUAGCCGCUGCCAGUUACAUGCAGAUGUUCGUCGUGGCGAGCACAUGCUCAGAAUUCAUGAAGUCCAGCAUCCUCUGGAGCGCCGGGAGUAUGGGGCAGGAGAAACCGCAGGAGUCGGCUCUUGGCGAGAGCGCUUCCUCCCACUGCGCUUUGACGCCGUUGGACAGCAGCCUGUCGCCUGUAUCUUCUGACUGCAGUGUGAUGGAGAGGAACAUCCCUGUGUGUCGCGAGUCGCGCCGCAAACGUAAGAGCUUUAUCAUGAUGUCCCCAGAGAGCCCACUCAAAUGCACCUCACAGAUCACCUCGCCGCAGAUGCCCAACCCAUCACCCUCCUCCUUCUCGGAGACCGCCACCCAGCCCGUGGACUCUUCCCUGGCCUUCCCGUGGACCUUCCCCUUCGGUAUCGACCGGAGGUUCCACCCGGAUAAGCAGCCCAAGCUUCCCGAGAGCCCACGCCGUCUAGACCAGGCAGGGCCCUCGGAGGUGAGCCGCCGGCUGAGUGACUUCCUGGCCUGUGAAAGCUCUAUUAAGGCGCCACUGUCGCUGGCGGGCCCCGAGGAGGAUGUGCGCGUGAAGGUGGAGAGGCUGAGUGACGAGGAGGUCCAGGAGACGUUGUCGCAGCCCGUCAGCGCUUCCCAGAGUUCUCUGAGCGACCAGCAGACAGUGCCCUGCAGCGAACAGGUCCAGGAGGACCUCCUCAUCAGUCCGCAGUCCUCCUCCAUAGGUUCGAUAGAUGAAGGAGUCACAGAAGGGUUGCCUUCAAUACAAAGUACAUCCAAUGCUGGAGGUCAUGCUGAGGAUGAUGAAAGAUUAGAAAGCCUCCAGUACCCUUACCACUUAUACAUAAGCCCUUCAACCCGCCCUGGCACUAACGGGCCUGACAGACCUUUCCAGUGCCCCACGUGUGGCGUCCGAUUCACCCGCAUACAGAACUUGAAGCAGCAUAUGCUCAUCCACUCUGGCAUUAAGCCCUUCCAGUGUGAUCGCUGUGGGAAAAAGUUCACACGGGCCUACUCCCUAAAGAUGCACCGGCUGAAGCACGAAGGUAAACGCUGUUUCCGGUGCCAGAUUUGUAGUGCCACAUUCACGUCCUUCGGCGAAUAUAAGCACCACAUGAGGGUGUCCCGCCACAUAAUCCGCAAGCCCCGGAUUUACGAGUGCAAAACGUGCGGCGCCAUGUUUACCAACUCUGGCAAUUUAAUUGUACACCUGCGGAGUCUGAACCAUGAGGCAUCUGAACUAGCAAACUACUUCCAGAGCAGUGAUUUCCUCAUGCCCGACUACCUGAGCCAAGUGCAGGAGGAGGAGACUCUGGGGCAGUACGAGCUGGUGGAGCACGGCUUUGAAGGCAACAAUUCGUCUGUCCAGAUGCCGGUCAUCUCCCAGGUCUCCUCCACCCAGAAUUGCGAGAGCAGCACCUUCCCCCUGGACCCUUUAUCCUUGAAGGACGAAAACAUGUCAGAGGAGCCAAAGACAAAUGGCAGUAACAGCUCCCCGGACAGCUCGGAGGAGGAGAACGCCCACAUCAAAGAGCUGGCUUCCAUUACGAUUGAGUGACCGUCACUUCCUAAUUGUCCCACUCGUUCCCCCUUCCAAUCCAAAGCCCUGACUUUGGAAAGUGCCUGAGAUUGCCCUUCUUUAACGAGCACCACUAGAAUUAGAGGUCUUAACUUUGCUAACAGUGACAAGUAGUUUCUUUCCUUACUUAUUGGAUUAUUGUUUUUUGCAUAAUGAUAGUUCAUAUGAUAGACGCUGUGUUACUUCUUGAGUGCCGUCGCUUCAGGCAAACUGUUAGUGUUACUAAAUAUUAUUUGAUAAUAGACUGCUACGUUGGAUUUUGUCGUGAUUUAUGUGAGCGGUGUGUAUGUAUUCCUUCGUGAAUAGGAACACAGUACAUUUAAACCUUAAGAAAAUAUAUAUAUAUUAUUUGAAAACUUGAAAUUGCAUUAUAGAGCUCUCAUUGUCUCUUUCUUUACGCGCAAUAUGAAUGAACUGUAGCUACUACACUUGACUUGUAUUGGGUGUUGUUCAUAAUUUAGGUAUCUACUGUGGCUUUGACUCUCAAAGGUCGGGUCACAAAGGCAUGGCAGCAUUUCAUAUGUGAAGUCAGUCGUUAAAUCAUCAAGAGAGACGCACUGCAGCGGCUGUGCUUUCCGAUAUCUGGAAGAGCUAGGCUAAGUUCAAAUGUGAAGUUAAAGUGUAGUUAAUUUGUCAGACCUAUUUCAUUAGAAAUACUUGUCCCUAGCAGUUCUUGUGUGAUGGAAAUCUCUAUACUGACAUAAUUGUAAUAUGUCAGCUGUGUGACAAAAAAAACGAGUCUCACUAUAAUUAGUGGUUAAAUAAAAUAAGAAAUGUCAGUGAGGUAGAAGUAAUACGUCACCGUAGGUGACUUAUAACUAAUAUGUCAACUUUGGUGACAUAUAACUACUAUGCUUCAAUGUCACUUUUUUGACAUACAAUGAGACCAUGUUGCAUUUGGUGGAGCAUGUGUUGGUAGGAAUAUUUCUACCUAACUUUACACAGACCGUUUACAUUGGACAUGAAUGUGAGUGACAUUCUUCGGACUAACGUUGUACUAAUCAAGUGGUCAGCACAUUAGAAUUUAUAGCUGGGUGCCUUGCUUUUACUUUGAGUUUAGUUUUGUAAUUCUGUGUAUAUGGAGCCAGGAGAGGUCUUCAAUAACAUGGCCAACAUGACAUUGCUUUGUAUCAUUUAAGUGUGAUCGAUAGAUAUUUUCAUCUUCAUAGUGUUUUCGGUUCACCUUGAGAUUUUCAGGUACAUUUUCUUUGUCACUGCUUUUCAACAGAAAUCUUGCCCUAGCUUGGACACCUGUUAUAUUGAGCCAUCACUAGUCAGUUGCACAUCACCAUGCCUUUAUAAUAAGGUGGUGAUACUCCUUUGAUUAAAUGCUACUGAUAUUUAUUUGUUCAUUAAGUGUAGUCCUUAUCAAUUCAUUAAUCUUGGUCGUCCUGCAAAAAAACAAAAAAGGACUUUUGCGUGCCAAUGAAAUGCAAAGUAGAUUGCAAACUCUGAUGGUAACAUUAAAAAUAUUACUAGGAAAAUAGGAAUUUGAUGAUAUUUAACGUGAUGAAUCUGUUAUUAUUUUGUUUUGUCAUUUUAGCAGAUGCUCUUAUCCAGUGCAUAUCUUGGGCUCAGAGAAGUAAAGUAUGUUUUCUAAUCAUAGAGUGGGUGCUCAGAGAUUUGACUUAUGAUUGUCUCGUGCCAUCCAAUCAACCUUUCCUAAAAGAUGUGGCAUUUAGCCUAACCACCCUAUGUCUGGGUAACAAUCAAGGUCUCCUAUUGGACCAAAUGUUCCCAAUCCCUUUGGGGGUUGGCGUAUCUACCAUUUUAAUCUAUCGUUGCUGUUGACAUUAUAAAGUAAUGAGGUAAUCAUGCUUGGUUUCCCCAUGCUAUUGAAAUAUUGUUCACAGGAAAUGUAAUUUUCACUUCGAUAGACACUGUAUCAUGUGCGUUGGAGAAACUAUAGCCUUUAUAUAGGACCUUGCAUAGCUUCAAGCUGCACAAUUUAAAAUCUGUAGUCAUUUUAUUUUUUCACACUAUUGAGCAUUUUAGCGCUUAAGUAAGCUUGUGUUUUGCGUGUGUUUGUUUCUGUUUGUAUUCAUAUACCUUUUUCAUAAAGAAAUGCUGCUGUUUGUUGAAACUUAAAGUGCCCAAAUAUUUUUGGUGAACCUAUUGUGUGCAAUAAAUGGACAAGCUGUUGGGUUCUAUGUUUAUAUUUUGUGUCUGAAUAAUGAAAGAAAAGAAUGUACUGUUUUCGUAUUGUUGUGUACUUACAAUGUGAUAAAUUAACUGAAGAAAAACAAGUGAGAAUCCACUCAAUCUGUGAAAUCACGAACGAAGUGUACAUCUUGAUUUUUAAUUUGAUUCUUUUUAAAUUACUCCUAGGAUUGUGAAAUGCACGUUAAUUUGAAAGUCCUGUGAAUCUGAGAGCAUGUGUUUUCUUUCUUCUGUUUGCUGUUCAAUAAGGCCUUGUUGAGGUGAGAUGUGUUAAAACCUCAGCACGUAUCAGCGUUUUGUUCUUGAUUUUUCUCCAACUAAAGUUUUUACAGAUAUUAGCAUGUCUUUCCUUUGUUCCCCAGAUGUAGCUUCUCUUAUGUGCAAUGUUUAAAAAAUGUAUUGACUAUAUAUGCCUUUUCGAUGUGUACAUGAUAUAUACAUUUCCUGGUUCAUAUUGUUUGUUGAAAAUAUGACAAAACGGUAGCUCUUAGUUAUACAUUAUAUAUUUUUGUGACUUUUGUAUUACGAUUGCUGUUUUAUGAGUAUGCCAUCUUUUGGAUAUUCUUGUUAAAUGUGAAUACAUCAAACACAUGUUUAAUACAUGUUUAAGGAGUGUGGGCCUUUUAAUGUUCACUUUGUUGACUGUCUGUAUUCUUUAUACUGUAGAUUAAUUUCCAACUUAGUUUGGAUGAUUGAAAAAUAUGUUGUAUUUUGUGACUUUGAUAUUUAAUCUGUAGUUUCAUUUAACAGUUUUAAACAUCCCCAUAAUGCAAUUUGCAUAUGGUGCAAGAGCAAAAAUGUUUGUGGUUUCAUAAGCAAGUGUUGAAUGUUCAACUUUUCCAGAUCAUUUCCAAGAUUAACUGUUCUAAACUGAUGAAACCACUUUCUACUGCUAUACAGUUAAUGGAUGUUCCCAAUUCUGAUCUGUGUUUUUUCCUAGUUUGCAAUUAUAUUGUGAAGAGAGGUGUUUUGUACAGUACAAAAAACAACUGAAAUGUAAAUAAAAACUUGCAUCGACUCCCA
Molecule: messenger RNA, 5554 nt
Organism: Salmo salar (Atlantic salmon)
Lineage: Eukaryota; Metazoa; Chordata; Actinopteri; Salmoniformes; Salmonidae
Product: zinc finger and BTB domain-containing protein 44
Biological process (GO): regulation of transcription by RNA polymerase II
Molecular function (GO): protein binding; RNA polymerase II cis-regulatory region sequence-specific DNA binding; DNA-binding transcription factor activity, RNA polymerase II-specific
Source: RefSeq, a predicted model, not a curated record